This is a messenger RNA of Phyllotreta striolata, 2889 nucleotides long. NCBI's taxonomy places the organism in Eukaryota, Metazoa, Arthropoda, Insecta, Coleoptera, Chrysomelidae. The record is from the annotation of a GenBank genome assembly.
AUGGAAGUAGAAUUAUUAAGGCCCUCAAGCGUACCGAUUUCACCAGAAACUAUAUUAUGGUUCGAAUUUCUGUUAGAUCCAGGAUUGCUGCUAAAGCAUUUGAACAAACCUGCGGCAGAGCCUCCGCCUUCGGAAUUAAUAACCAAAUUUUACGAUGUAAUAACCGAGACUCUUAGAAAUAAUCCGGAUAAUGAGAACGGUGAAAUUAAUGUUGAAGUUAAUAAUGCGAAGACCAAACCCCCUGCGAAAACUACCGCCUUGAAAAUUCUGUCUUUGAAAGUUGGAGCUUUCCUAAAAUGGAACUUGGUUGAAAUAAGAAACCUUCCGUUUAAAACUCAAAUUAGUCUCCUACAAGAUCUAAUGUACUUUACAAACGAUAAAAAGACCGUUGAAAUACCAAACGUUGAAGAAGAAGAUGUUAAAACUGCGUCCCCUCCGUAUUUAUUUGCACUAUUACUCUUUCACCGAUGGUUGCUCAGCACAUCGAUGCAUAGAAUAACAUCUAACUGGCAAACAAGAUAUGGUAUUAAUGAUAUUUCUAUAGCAGACGAGAAUAUCAUAUGCUGCCCUGAAAACAUCAACAAAACCGUGAAUUUUCUGACUGAAGCUUUAGAAUGGAAAUUAAUACCAUCUCUUCUCACAUUUGACUGCUUUAAAUUACCAACAGAAACCAACGAUUGCUUGGAAUUUGAUUGGUCGAAGAGUGAAGAAUUAAAAAAGAACGAGUUCUGCGCGCAAAUUAACUACGAUCUGGGAAUAUUUUUUUUCUACAGGGAACAGUAUGAUUUAGCCAAAAAACAUUUUGCAAAGUGUUUCGAUUUGUUCACCGAUAUACCGGAUAUCAAUGGAUUUUACGAUGUGGAUAGAAGAAUGUUGGAGCUUUAUAUUAAAGCCUGCCAUGGAUCGGCUGAUAUUCAAAAGGGCAGUCUCCUCGAACAGCUGAAUAAUUCUAUAGUUCAUCAAUAUAAGGGUAUUCUUUCGAUUUUACAACAGGAUAAUGUGCAAAGGGAGAUUCCAUUAAUGCACAGAAUAAAUUUAGAAUUGAAUUUACAAGGUGCUCUUUCGAGUGGAGGAUUUACAGUAGCUCGAGAUCUAAUUCAAAAAAUCAAAGCUCUGAAUAUUAUUCGAUGCGUGGUAGAUAAAAAACCAAUCUAUCAUCAUUGCAUAUCUUUGUACAAAAACGCGGAUACGCUAGUAUGGGCUGUUCAAAGUUCUUGGAGUUGUUUCUCUUACACACAGAAGCAAUUAGUUAAGAAAUUCAUUAUUGAAACGAUUUUAAAGGAUGAUAUUCCUGAUUUACUCGAAACAUUUCAAGCUAAUUCUGAUUUAAAGAAUGUCUUGGAUAAACUAGAUAUUGCUUAUAUAAAAAGUUCUGAACCACAAUUCGAUGUUCCCGAAUGUUUAAUCAAAACAGAAAUCAAAGAUAUUUCGAAAAAAAGAAAGCCUAAAUUGGAUUCAAGAUUACUUGAGAAACAACUCAUAGCAUGUAAUAAUCAUAAAGACGUGAAGGAACUUUUGGUUAAAAUUGCAAUGUUAAAUUCCAAUACCACAGUUUGGGCUAUCAACCCUCAAUGGGAACUGCCUAUACCUUUACAAAGUGUCGUUAAAUCAUUAGCCAGAGGUUUUAUCCAAGAUUUUUCGUAUGUAAUGUUAGCUAAAUCGAAAGAGAAUCUUUUAAACAGAAAUUUCAAUGUAUCACUAGAAUUUUUGGUGGUUUUGGAAAAGGAACUACAAGGACAAGGUGCUAACAUUAAUGUUUCCAAGCUCUUUAAACUAGUCAGUUGGGAAAUUUUGCUAGUUCAAAUUUCCCAAUUGCUGGAUCAAUGGCCUAUAACUACAAUAGAUAACGGAGCAUUGGCUGAUGCCUGUGAGGCUUGUUUGCAAAUAAACGAUUCUGUGAUACCCAGGAGUGAAAUUGUGGAACAUUGCGCUGUUUGUUUAUUGAAUUUAGGACGUUGGGAGUUUUUAAUUAAUCUGGAAAAACGAUGGAUAACCUUCGAGAUAACAUCUGCUCUAGCUCUAAAUUGCCAAGAACUCUCCAAAAUCAAGGGAACCAAAAAAUUAUCCAAGACUCUUUGGGACUUAGUUCUUCCGGUAUUCGCAUCGAAUACCACGCAAUCGAAACGAAGUAACACAGCGUUCAAUGAUACCUCCAACGUAAAGAGUAAUUUAACAUUCGUUUUUUUCAAACUCAGAGAUACCUGGUGCCUCAGCGUAGUCAUUUCUAUGCUAACGAAAAUGUUUAAUAUCCUAAAAGACGAAAACUCUCUCGAGUUACAGAGCGAAUACACCAAUUUGUGGCCUGCUACUAUUAGCAACGCUAAUUCCUACAAUCCAGUGGCUGUUAAUGAACUUCUAUUAGAAAUUGUAACGCAUUCUUUAGAGCAUUAUCCAAACAACGCAUCUUGGCUCCGGCUAGUGGGAGACAUAAAUUUUGCUAACGGACAUUAUCAAGUUUCUCUCAGUGACUAUCUGAAGUCCCUGCUAGUAUCGCACGACUAUUUCAACAUACCGAUUCGAAACGACGAUCACGUUUUUAGGAGGAUGAUAAAAUGCUGUAUUGCCCUCGGUUGCAAUACACAAGCGGCCGUAUUGUGUCAAUUUUUGGAGGACGUAGACUACACUUUGGCCUUUCGAACCUUGUCUGAACAAAAGUCGUGUAGCGACGCUGUAGACGCUUACUAUCACUGCUUCUGGGACACGAGCAUAUUGGAAUAUCUGAUAAAUAUGCACAAUAAGAAGGGGGAGUUCCAGAGGCGAAAGUGCGCCAUACAGGUCAUUGCGAUGCUGGAGCUGAAUUCGAGUAAUAAUGACGAGAUUCAGAGAGAGGCGAGUAAUUUGAGGAAGAGCACGUUUUUAAGAGCGUUGUGCAAGCAAUACGUGUUUUAA